CAUUUCUAAAUGCCUUAAGCAUCAGAGAACUGACAUCAGUGGCCUCAGCUAGGCAGACCUACCCCUGACUUCUAACAGCUGCUGUUGCUUUGAGGCCGUCUUCCUGUUCUCCAGGGUGAGGAACAAUAAAAACCGAGGUGUUGUCUCAAACGUCUCACAGCAGACAGCAGAGCUGAGGACGACUACAUUAUGAACUCUGAAAUACAUGUCGGGUCUUCUUUAAAUGUGAGAUGAAGACUCAUCUACGGUUUUGUUUCCUCUCCAUUCAACUCUUUCAAGCCUGUGCAGAGGUGGUCUUCAGGCGCCUUACGGAAGACCAGUCUCUGGUACUCUCCUGCAUCCCUCAGCAGGAACAUGGCCGCCUGGUGGGACUGCACCUGUACCGCCACGGCCCCCAGAGCCAGACGACCCUGCUCUCUGUGGCCGAGGGCGCCGCAGUCAGGGUGGACCCGGGGAGCGGGGCCCGUCUGCAGCUCACCGGGGCGCUGGACUCUCCCAGGAUCAACGUCAGCAUCUCCCACCUACAGCUGGGUGACACGGGACUUUACAUGUGGGAGCUGAGUUACAGACAGAAGAACAGCUCAGAUCAGGUCGUCCUCGGGACACAGCAGUACUUCCUGCUGGUUGAAGGGGAAGGGAGUUCAUGCCGGUGCGCUCAUAGUUACAUCCCUCUGCUCCUGACCAUCUCUGCAGCCACGGGGCUUCUUCUGUUGGCAAUAUGCUUGUUGGCCACGGAGAAAUGUGUAAGAUUAAAGCAUCGUCGCCCACCGCAGCCUCAUUCUCCCAUCUAUGAGGAAAUGAACAGGAAGCAGCAGAGCACAGGAAGUCCCAAAAUAAGCCGCGAGGCUUCCCUGCGCCAGGAUGAAGUCUGCUUCCCAGUAUACGCCAACCCAAACAUCCGGCAGCCACAGGAUAACUACUAUGCCUGUCCCCGGCAGCUGGCCCUCAGAGCCUGAGCGCGCCCCACGCCGCCAGGAAGUGACAUCAGCACCCUCAAUAAAGACAAGGACAAGCUUAACAGACAAGAAAAAAAAUUUGCUAUUUUAUUAAUAUUUGAAAGAAGCUCCAUAGUUCAUGAAAACAUUUGUUUCGGUGCAUGUCAUUUAACAAUCACAUUCUAUGAGGAGAAAGAGAUAUACAGAGAAAACAGAAAUAAAACAUUACAAGCCACUGACUUCUUAUUAACUCUCGGUAACAUUUUUACUUAUUAAAAAGGCAAAAAAAAAA
Messenger RNA from Fundulus heteroclitus (mummichog), 1227 nucleotides. RefSeq lists its product as uncharacterized. The transcript is spliced from 5 exons. Bases 231 to 956 code for a protein of 241 amino acids. Lineage: Eukaryota; Metazoa; Chordata; Actinopteri; Cyprinodontiformes; Fundulidae. Gene Ontology annotation, biological process: adaptive immune response. Gene Ontology annotation, molecular function: signaling receptor activity. Gene Ontology annotation, cellular component: membrane. The record is from RefSeq and is a predicted model, not a curated record.